This is a messenger RNA of Verticillium alfalfae VaMs.102, 1146 nucleotides long. Its product is annotated as dihydroceramide delta(4)-desaturase. Gene Ontology annotation, molecular function: sphingolipid delta-4 desaturase activity. Gene Ontology annotation, biological process: ceramide biosynthetic process. Gene Ontology annotation, cellular component: membrane. The transcript has 2 exons. NCBI's taxonomy places the organism in Eukaryota, Fungi, Ascomycota, Sordariomycetes, Glomerellales, Plectosphaerellaceae. The coding region runs from base 1 to 1146 and encodes 381 amino acids. The record is from RefSeq and is a predicted model, not a curated record.
AUGUCUGCUUCAUCGACGGUCACCCAGCCCUCCAAGCGCAAGUCGGCCUCGUCUGCCACUGUCAAGGGUAGGCUCAGCACCGACGAUAUCAAGCUGCCUCCCGACUCGGAGCGCGAUCCUCUAGAGGUCAAGCACCGCGACUUUUUCUGGACAUACACCGAGGAGCCGCAUCGCACACGGCGACUUGCCAUUAUCAAGGCCCACCCUGAGGUUACCAAGCUCUGCGGACCCGAACCUCUGACCAAGUACGUCGUCGCCGGCGUCGUGUCCCUCCAGAUUUUCCUCGCAUACACCCUCCGGAAUACCUCCUUCUUUGACUGGAAGUUUUGGGCAGUUGGCUACAUCUUCGGUGCCACCGCGAACCAGAACCUCUUCCUCGCCAUCCACGAAAUCUCCCAUAACCUCGCCUUCCGCUCUCCAUUGGCCAAUCGUCUCAUCGCCAUCGUUGCGAACCUCCCUAUCGGUGUCCCCUAUUCGGCAUCUUUCCGCCCCUACCACCUGACACACCACAAGUCCCUUGGGGUUGACGGCCUCGACACCGACCUGCCCACUGCGCUCGAAGGCAUCUUCCUCGACAGCAUCUUGGGCAAGGCGUUCUUCUGCACGUUUCAGAUUUUUUUCUACGCCGUCCGGCCUAUGGCUAUCUUCCGCAUCCCAUUCACCUGGGUUCACUACCUCAACAUCGCCGUCCAGCUCGCCUUCGACUAUGCUGUCAUCACGCUCGCCGGCCCCAAUGCCUUGCUCUACUUUCUCCUCUCGUCUUUCCUCGCCGGCUCCCUGCACCCGCUUGCAGGCCACUUCAUUGCCGAACACUACGUCUACGAGACCGUCACCCCCGAACAGCGCGACCCAAACAACGCCGUGCCCGUGCCCGAGACGUUCUCCUACUACGGACCCCUCAACUUCCUGACGUACAAUGUCGGCCUACACAACGAGCACCAUGACUUCCCCGCCGUGCCCUGGACCCGUCUGCCCAAGCUCAAGGCCAUCGCCAAUGAGUUCUACGACGAUCUUCCCCGCCACGAGAGCUGGAGCUAUGCCAUCUGGCGGUUCAUUUUCGAUGAGAACGUCGGCAUUAAGAGCCGUGUCAAGCGAAGAGGUAGGCCGCAGUCGGCCGAGGUGCUAAAUGGAGCCAAGCCGAGAUGA